GGCCUGAACAUGCCCUGCGGCGGCCCCUGGAACAUCACGGGCAAGUGCGGCCUGGGGCUGGUCUGCAACAAGGACUGGGCGGACUUCAACUCGGAUGGCAUCUGCGUCAACGCCUCGACCGUGGCACUGGCACUCGAGGACCGGAAAGAGCCAUGAACGAUGCCGCCGCUUCUUCUGGGUGGAGGUGGAAGAGGUAACGACAUUGGUGUAGAGGGAAGGAAGGAGUGAGGGAAGUGGAGAAGGAAGGGAAGAAGAUGGAGAAGAAUAAAGGGGAUAUCGAGGGAGGAGGAAGAGGAGGAGGAAGAGGAUGGAAGUGGAGGAGGCGAAAGAGAGAAGUGGAGGAGGGGAAUGAACCGGAAUAGGAGAAAGAGAGGCUAGAGAGAGAGAAGUAGACAUAUGAAGAAGUGCUGAAGAAGGUGAACAGACAAUAUAUGUGUCUUAUAAGUGACGUAAAGAAAAAAAAAAUCGAUAAAAAAAAUCCGAAAAAAAAAUCAAAUAACACAACAUACCGAUAAAAAGAAAUUACUCAAAAUAUAUACUGUGAUGGUGUAUCAGGGACCAAAAUUUUUAUCAGACGAUUUUUUAAAGAGGAAUUAUGUGUUCCUUAAAAAAAAAGUGCAUUUGUAUAGUUGUAGUGUGUGAGGAUCAUGAUUACAGUGGCAGAAAAAAAUAGA
Messenger RNA from Penaeus monodon (black tiger shrimp), 674 nucleotides. Its product is annotated as venom protein 302-like. Gene Ontology annotation, cellular component: extracellular region. Lineage: Eukaryota; Metazoa; Arthropoda; Malacostraca; Decapoda; Penaeidae. The record is from RefSeq and is a predicted model, not a curated record.